AUUAGUUCUAUUUGGAAUCUCGGAUCGCAAACAGGUUGCUGCCGCAAUGCGAGAGCUGCAAAUAUUGGCAACUUUUUCCAUUGUUAUAUUAAUCUUACUUGGUCUUGCUGAUUCAAAGCCAGGGUCCAAGUAUGUUAACGACUUUAUGUUUCCCAAAGAAGAGCAGCGGAGCAUUCCCAUUUGGGAGCAAAUAUCAAAAUCAAAAUAUGUCAAAAGUUUGGAUAAGUGCAGAGACUUUCAGUUGGAUUCCCUUGGAAAUCCCCGCUUGACUUUCAUCAGCUAUAAUAAGUUUGAAGAUCCUCAUAAUCUAUUAAACAAAGCAUUAAAAGAGGAUCUGAAACUCCCUGAACUUGUGUUCAGCAUUAAAGUUGUGAGAAGCCAAAAACAACUUUUAGUUUUUGAACUCCCCAGUGCCAUAGACGCUCUUCUCACUCUGAAUAGGUUCUGUAAUUUAUAUCAUGACCAACCCUUUCGCACCUAUGAAAUCCUCAACGAUGAGAGUUGACUUAAUAAUAAAUAAGUUAAGAUGUAAAGAUGUAAGUAAAUAAAUACCUGUAUAAAGGUAAAAACUAACUUUGUUGAUAAAACUUACUUGAUUUGCUGACAUAACAUGCUGAUUAUGACAUAGAAAUAAGACCUCUGGUUAAUUUAAACUGCUAAUUUCUACAGAAAUAUUCACGAUUAUAUGAUUAAUAUACAUUUCUCAGCUACAUUUCAAUAAAAUGUUAUGUAAAUGUCUGAAA
Molecule: messenger RNA, 743 nt
Organism: Drosophila eugracilis
Lineage: Eukaryota; Metazoa; Arthropoda; Insecta; Diptera; Drosophilidae
Exons: 2
Coding region: 47-505 (152 amino acids)
Source: RefSeq, a predicted model, not a curated record